Acanthosepion pharaonis is the source of this 768-nucleotide messenger RNA. NCBI's taxonomy places the organism in Eukaryota, Metazoa, Mollusca, Cephalopoda, Sepiida, Sepiidae. The record is from the annotation of a GenBank genome assembly.
AUGCAACACGAUUUUUGGUCUGACUCUCUUUCUCUGUCCAUGUCAAAUCAUUUCCUUUUUUUUCCUUUUCAUUUCUCUCUCCUGGUCGUUUUUUUUCUCUCUCUCUCUCUCUCUCCUGGUCGUUUUUUUUCUCUCUCUCUCUCUCUGGUCAUUUUUUUCUCUCUCUCUCCUGGUUGUUUUUUUUUCUUCUCUCUCUCUCUCUCUCUGAUUGUUUUUUCCUCUCUUUUUUUUUCCUCACUCUCUCUCUUGUCUUUCUCUCCCUUUGAUUUUUUUUUCCUCUCUCUCUCUCUGGUUGUUUUUUUUUUCUCUCUCUCUCUCUCUCCUGAUUUCAUUUCUCUCCCUCUCAGUCUUUUUUUCUAUCUCUCUCUCUCUCUUGCUCUGUCUUUCGGUCAUUUCUUGCUCUCUGUUUCAGUCAUUUCUCACUCUCUCUUUUUCUCUCUCUGUCUUUUUCUCUCUCUCUUUCUUUCAGUCCUUUUUUGUUUUUCUCUCUCUCUCAGUCUUCUCUUUCUCUGUCCAAGUCAGUUUUUCUUUUCUGUUUCUUUCAUCCGGAUUUUAUUUUUUUUCUGUUUCUUCCUCCUAAUCAUUCCUUUUCUCUUUCUUUUUAUUUCAUUAUCGUCUUUUCUUCCUCUCUGUCUACAUUUCAAUCUGUUAAUUGUCUUUAAUCCUUCUUGGCCACUGCUUCUCUCCUCUCUUAUCUCCUCUGACCAUUGCUUCUCUCUCCUCUUUUCUCCCCUGACCAUUGCUUCUCUCUCCUCUUUUCUCCCCUGA